AUGGACAGCCCGCUCCUCUCCCCCGCAAAGGCGCGUCAAUCCGCCAUCCAGGCCAAGGACUGGGCCUAUGUAAACUCAUGGCUAAGUCGCCAUUAUGCGCCGAAUCCUAUCCCGAAUUUCGAGCGCAACCAAGAUACCCUACGCACACUUCUCGCUUUAGCUGCUGCCAACGACGCAGCCGAUGAAGAGGCAGCCUUGCUACACCGAGCGCGCGAAGAGGCGAUACAAGAGUUCAAGACGCGAGAGAGCGCUGAGGAGACCCAGAAACAAGAGCUGCUGGACGAGUUGGAGCUUUGCCUAGGGGAGAGCGGGAAACGCGAUCUCGACGAUCUGGCAGAAACUACUGCGGCGUUGGGGGCGCUCAGCACCGAGACCAAGGACCUUGGCCAGUCCAUUAUCGAGCUCACCUUAGAAGAGUUCGAGAUGAAGGGACAGCUGUCUGAGGUGGAAAAGAUGCAUAAACACCUGGAGGAGGAGUUGAGUACGCUACGGGAACAGCUUGCAGAGCUCAAGAGUGAUCCUGCGUAUGAAGUCUCCGGCGAUUUGCCCGCACUCACGGCGGAGUGGUUGAGAGGAACCAAGAUGCUCACUGCCAAGGUUGCAGAAUAUCACGAUAGGCUUCAGGUGAUGGAGAGGAACAAAUAUCAGGGCUUGACGAUAGAGGAAUUGGCUGCGGAAGAAAAGCAAAUUACGCAGGCCAAGGAAACGGUCGAGUCGCUGAACCACAGAAUCCAGAUGUUUCACGAUCUGCCCCAAGACAUACAAGGCGCUCGUGCUCAGUACAAGCAGCUGGAGCGAGAGCUUGACAGACUCAUUCAGCGACGAGACUCGAUGUUCGAGAGACUUGUGGACCAUCGAUGA
Molecule: messenger RNA, 861 nt
Organism: Aspergillus clavatus NRRL 1
Lineage: Eukaryota; Fungi; Ascomycota; Eurotiomycetes; Eurotiales; Aspergillaceae
Exons: 1
Coding region: 1-861 (286 amino acids)
Biological process (GO): spindle assembly
Cellular component (GO): cytosol; HAUS complex
Source: RefSeq, a predicted model, not a curated record